Molecule: messenger RNA, 2109 nt
Organism: Tricharina praecox
Lineage: Eukaryota; Fungi; Ascomycota; Pezizomycetes; Pezizales; Pyronemataceae
Product: chitin synthase-domain-containing protein
Exons: 5
Coding region: 1-2109 (702 amino acids)
Cellular component (GO): cell septum; cell periphery
Molecular function (GO): chitin synthase activity
Source: RefSeq, a predicted model, not a curated record
AUGUAUGCCGAGGAUGAGAUAUUGUUCGCCAAGACGAUGAUUGGCGUCUUUCAGAAUAUCGAGUAUAUUUGCACCAAGGCCAAGGAGAAGAUCUGGGGCGAGGAGGGGUGGAAGAAGAUUGUUGUGUGUGUGGUUAGUGAUGGAAGGCAGAAGAUUGAUCCCAAGACGAGGAGUUUGCUCGCGGCGAUGGGAUGCUACCAGGAGGGGAUCGCGAAGUUGAGGGUCAACGAUCUACCCGUUGAGGCGCAUCUGUACGAGCACACGACGCAAGUCGGCCUCCAAUUCGACGGUGACAAGGUAAAAGCGGUGCCCAACGGCACCGCCGUUCCCGUGCAAAUGCUGUUCUGCCUUAAAGAGAGCAACGCGCAAAAGAUCAACUCUCACCGGUGGUUCUUUGAAGCAUUCGGGCCGGCACUGGAGCCCAACAUCUGCGUGCUGAUCGAUGCGGGGACCAAGCCGGGGAAGGACAGCAUCUACAAGCUGUGGGAGGCGUUUCAACUGAACCAGCAGUGUGCUGGAGCGUGUGGGGAGAUCAAGGCUGAGCUGAAGGGGUGGGAUGUCUGGAAGAACCCGCUCGUUGCGACGCAGAACUUUGAGUAUAAGAUGUCCAACAUACUCGACAAGCCGCUCGAGAGCGCGUUCGGCUUCAUUAGCGUAUUGCCGGGGGCGUUCAGCGCGUACCGGUACAGCGCGCUGCAGAACGACGUCAACGGCUCGGGGCCGCUGCAGAUGUACUUCAAGGGCGAGGCGAUGCACAAGGGCACGCUCAACGCGAGUAUAUGGCAGAAGAACAUGUAUCUCGCCGAGGACCGGAUUCUGUGCUUCGAGCUGGUCACGAAGAAGGGCGCCGACUGGACGCUGCAGUAUGUCAAGUCCGCGAAGGCCGAGACGGAUGUGCCAGCCACCGUCGUAGAGCUCGUGAAGCAGCGGAGAAGGUGGCUGAAUGGGUCGUUCUUUGCCGCGAUCUUUGCCCUCGCCCAUACCAAGGAUAUCUGGAGGAGCAAUCACUCUUUUCUCCGGAAAAUGGUGUUUCUGCUCGAGUUCUUCUACCAGACCAUUUCGCUGCUGUUUUCGUGGUUCGCGCUGGCGAAUUUCUUCCUCGUCUUCCGCAUCCUAGCCGCCAGUCUGGCAGAGCCGGAGAUGAACUUCCGCCCUGGCGCGAUCCUGAGCGUCAUCUUCGAGUGGGUGUACUUCGGCACGCUGUUCACGUGCUUCAUUCUCGCGCUCGGGAACAAGCCUGAGGGGUCGAAGAAGGUGUAUUUCGGGAUGAUGUGCAUUUGGUCUGUGAUUAUGAGCUACCUGAUGUUCGCCGCGGUCUUCAUCACCGUGCGCUCGAUCAACGCGGAGCUCGCCGACGGCGACGGCAUCAGCGCGGGGGAGAUCUUCGCGAACCAGAUAUUCCGGGACCUGAUCGUAUCACUCGCGUCCACGUACGUUCUCUACCUAGUCGCAUCAUUCAUGUACUUCGAGCCCUUCCACAUGUUCACAUCGUUCAUCCAAUACCUCCUCCUCUCACCGAGCUACAUCAACGUCCUGAACAUCUACGCGUUCUGCAACGUGCACGACAUCUCGUGGGGGACGAAAGGCCUCGACGGUACUCAGCACGUCGACAAGAAAGACGAGUUCAAGGGCGGCAAGGCGGGCGACGGCUCCUCCGUCAAGCAGAACGCGCGCGACAGAGAUACUAACUAUGCCGAGGAGCUGCAGAACCUGGCGGGCUUGUCGCCGAAGAAGAAGCCCGAGCCUACGCCGAUGGAACAGGCUGCUGAGCGCACGCUGCAGGAGUCGUAUGAUCACGCCCAGAUCAGGUGCUGGGUCGUCCUCGCGUGGUGUAGUACUAAUUUUGCGCUGGCGGCGACGAUUAUGAACUCGGGCGGACUGAGUAGGCUCGUCAGUAGUAAUAGGGAGGAGGUGCAGAAUACUAGGAGCACGAUUUAUAUGGCUGUUGUGCUGUGGAGCGUGGCCGUGCUGAGCUUGGUGAGGUUUUUGGGCGCGACGUGGUUUUUGGUGUUGAGAUUGGUGGGUCCAUUCUAUUCCGUGAUGCGCGGGUUUGGGGAUGCAGUUGCUAACGGAGGCGUAGUUCCGCGGUGUAUAGGAUUGCGGGCAUAG